Oldenlandia corymbosa var. corymbosa is the source of this 933-nucleotide messenger RNA. Lineage: Eukaryota; Viridiplantae; Streptophyta; Magnoliopsida; Gentianales; Rubiaceae. The record is from the annotation of a GenBank genome assembly.
AAACUACUUAAGAAGUUAUAGUUAAGUACUCUUUUAAAAGUCAUACCUGAAAGUAAAAUGGCUGAAAUAUAUGUCAAAACAUCUUCAUCUUCUUCCUCUAAUAAUUCUUCAUAUAUUACAUCAAGAAGGGAGUCAUUCACCCUAUGGAUGAAAUCCCUCAUGUUUCAUCAAAAGGGCUGUACGGUUUAUGAUUCAAAUGGUAAUCUUGUCUACCGCAUUGACAAUUAUGGUCAAAAGUGCACAAGGGAAGUUGAUCUCAUGGAUGUCGGUGGCAAUGUGCUUUUCUCCAUACAACAAAUUAAGAAAAUUCCCUUUUUGGGACAUUGGGAUGUCUCAAAGUGGAAUGGUAAUGGUAAGGUGAUGAAGAAGAUACCAAGCUUUCAAGUCAAGAAAUAUGGCAAAGACCUUAAUACUUAUGUGGUUUCUUUGCUACAUGAUGGUGAUGAGGCAUGUUGUUAUCUUAUUCAAGGAGGAGCAUCGGAAAAAUCAGCCUUUCGGAUAUCCGACAUUAAAGGCAUACCUAUUGCUGAGGUGAAACAGAAGCAAUCAUCUUCGGGGGUUAAUUUUGGUGAGGACGUCCUAAGUUUAGUUGUGGAACCUCAAGUUGAUCAUUCCUUGGUUAUGGCACUUGUGACUGUCUAUGAAUUGAUCAAUCGUAAGUUAUGAUUGUGAUCCCAAUUCCCCCAAUCAAUUUUGUGCUUUUGUUGAAGCCUUUGUGUGUAGAGAGUUUUUAUAAGCGACUUGUUUUUUUUUGUUUGGCCCCAAGGAAGAGGCGGCAACCAAUUUCUUCACAUAUGCGAGAAAAGGCUUUUGUGUAAUAUACUACUAUAUAGUGUUUUUUCGUGACAAUAUCAUUUGUACACAUCAAUUUACUUCCUCCAUCUCAAAAUUCAUCAUUGUUCUGAUUGGUUAAAUGAUGAUUGAAAAGUGGGG